AGUUAUAGCCCCUGAUCCAUUUACCUCUCUUCAAUUCAAAAAAAUGGCAGCUUGCAUUGAUCAAUCCCUGGUGAGUAACCCUUUAUGCAAGUUUUCCAAAUCGUGCAGACCCAGUUUCACAAAUCUUGUUUGCUGCAAGAACGAGCAAAAAGAUGACAUCUUUCUAAAAAUCAGAGAGGAGGCUCAAUCUGAUAUGAAGCAAGAACCCAUCUUGUUCUCUUACUAUUAUGAAUUGAUAUUGUCUCGUAAAACCCUCGAGGAUUCUUUGGCAUGUCAACUGGCCACCAAAUUGUGUAGCUCCAGUCUUUCCAGGGAUGUCCUCAUGGAAGUUCUUUCUAGGGUUCUGGGGGAAGAUUGCGAAAUCAGGGCAGCCAUAAGAGAUGAUCUUAAGGCUGUGAGAGAGCGUGACCCUGCUUGCAUUAGUUAUGUUCAUUGCUUCCUGAAUUACAAGGGGUUUCUGGCAUGUCAGGCUCAUAGAGUGGCGCAUAAGUUGUGGUCACAGGGGAGGACGGUCAUGGCCCUGUUGAUUCAGAGUCGGGUUUCUGAGGUUUUCGCUGUUGAUAUCCAUCCUGGAGCAAAGAUUGGAAGAGGAAUAUUGAUUGAUCAUGCUACUGGAGUCGUGAUUGGUGAAACAUCAGUGGUUGGGGAUAAUGUAACUAUUCUCCAUAGUGUGACCUUGGGUGGAACAGGGAAAGAUUCAGGGGACAGGCAUCCGAAAAUUGGAGAUGGGGCGUUCUUAGGCGCAGGAGCUAAAGUGUUGGGGAAUAUUAAAAUUGGAGAAGGGGCUAAAAUUGGUGCAGGGUCUGUGGUUUUGAAGGAGGUCCCUGCGAAACGUACAGCAGUGGGAAACCCUGCUAGAUUAGUUUGAAAUAUUGAAGUAGAGCCGUAGAAGUUAAAGCGCAAUAACCAAAGAUGAUGAUACUGUUUUGUAUGAAUUGUUUAGGUGCAAUUCAUCUUCUUGCUUCUUAUGUAUUCUUUCAAUACUCAAUCCAUUUUCUUGUUUCUUCUGUUUCCUGGAAGGAAAAAGUGUCCUGCAUCAAAUGGCCUUAAUUCUGCAAUCUAGAUUAAUUUAAACCUUAAAACAGGAGACUCUUCCUCGAAUUCUUGAAGAGAUUAAACCAGAAGAUCUAGACAUGACCGAGAGUUCUGGGGCCAGUGUGAGAAGAAGAAUGACCUGUUCUUGAUUCCCUCGGUUUAUACUCCAGCCAAGAGUGGAGCCACAAAUUGAUGUCAGGGGAGCGAAUUGCUGUUAGGGUUCGUGUAAUGAAUAAAAUUGACAUUCAAAU
Rubroshorea leprosula is the source of this 1286-nucleotide messenger RNA. NCBI's taxonomy places the organism in Eukaryota, Viridiplantae, Streptophyta, Magnoliopsida, Malvales, Dipterocarpaceae. The record is from the annotation of a GenBank genome assembly.